GGGGGAGGGACGGGAGCACCGCGGCGGCGGCAGCGGGCAGCAUUCGCCGCAGGAGCCGCCGCCGGAGCCAGCCGGGCUAUCCCGCGCCCUCCGCAGCGCUCGCCGUCYGCCUCGCCGCCCCCGCCGGGGAGGCUGCGGGAGCCGGGCGGGGAAGAUGCCCCUGGCGCAGUUGGSGGACCCUUGGCAGAAGAUGGCUGUGGAGAGCACGGCCGAGAGCAGCACCGAGAAUGGACAGCAAGUUGUGGAUGAACCUAUGGGAGAAGAUGAAAUCAACCCACAAACUGAAGAAGGAAGUAUCAAAGAAAUUGCAAUAACUCACCAUGUAAAGGAAGGACACGAGAAAGCAGACCCUUCACAGUUUGAACUUCUGAAAGUACUAGGACAAGGAUCCUUUGGAAAGGUCUUCCUUGUCAAAAAAAUCUCAGGAUCAGAUGCUAGACAACUUUAUGCAAUGAAGGUAUUGAAAAAGGCCACCUUGAAAGUUCGAGAUCGAGUUCGGACAAAAAUGGAACGUGAUAUCCUAGUUGAAGUUAACCAUCCUUUUAUUGUCAAGUUACAUUAUGCUUUUCAAACAGAAGGGAAGCUGUAUCUUAUUUUGGAUUUUCUCAGGGGAGGAGACUUGUUUACACGCUUAUCCAAAGAGGUGAUGUUCACAGAAGAUGAUGUUAAAUUUUAUCUGGCAGAAUUAGCACUUGCUUUAGACCAUCUACAUAGCCUUGGAAUAAUAUACCGGGACCUAAAACCAGAAAAGUAAGGCUCCUCUGUGAAAAAUACAGC
Malurus melanocephalus (red-backed fairy wren) is the source of this 777-nucleotide messenger RNA. Its product is annotated as ribosomal protein S6 kinase alpha-3-like. Bases 155 to 754 code for a protein of 199 amino acids. Gene Ontology annotation, biological process: protein phosphorylation. Gene Ontology annotation, molecular function: ATP binding; ribosomal protein S6 kinase activity. The record is from RefSeq and is a predicted model, not a curated record. Lineage: Eukaryota; Metazoa; Chordata; Aves; Passeriformes; Maluridae. The transcript has 7 exons.